GGCGCAGCAUGGCGGAGCCCGAGCCGGCCGGCCUCGGUGACGCCGUGCUGCUGGCGCCGCUCACCGAGGACUCCUUCGUGCACAACCUGCACGUGCGCUACAAACGCGACAUAAUUUACACGUACGUGGGCAACGCGCUGGUGUCGGUGAACCCGUGCCGCGCGCUGCCGCUCUACUCCGCCGACCUGGUGCGCACCUACCUCACGCGCCCGCCCUACUUGCUGCCGCCGCACCUAUACGCGAUAACGGUGACGGCGUACAGAUGGGUGCGGGACAGAAAUGAAAAUCAGUGUAUUGUUAUAACAGGCGAGAGCGGCGCGGGCAAGACGGAGGCUGCGCGCGUGUGCCUGCAGUGCGCGGUGGUGGCGGGCGGCGCUGGCGCAGGCGGGGCGGGCGCCGCGCUGGCCGCCGCCGGCACGUUGCUGGAGGCCUUCGGCAACGCCGCCACCUCCCGCAAUCAUAACGCCAGCAGAUUCGGAAAACUGCUGGACAUAGAGCUGGACUUCAAGGGGGAGCCGGUGGGGGGGCACAUAACACACUACCUGCUGGAGAAGGAGCGCGCCUGCGGGCCGCUGGAGGGCGAGCGCAACUUCCACGUGCUGUACCAGCUGCUGGCCGGCGCCGACGCGCAGCUGCUCAAGCGACUGCGCCUGCAGCGGUCGUGGGAGCAGUACCGCGUGCUGCGGGGCGGCGCGGGGCCGGGGCAGGGGGCGGGGGCCGCGUCGCCGCGCCGCGCGCCGCCCACGCCGCCGCCCGCCGCCGCGCCCGCCGCGCCCGCCGCGCCCGCCGCCGCCGACCGCGACCACUUCGCCUUCACUAAGGCGGCGAUGGGCACGCUGGGGCUGGGCGCGGCGCAGUGCGGCGGCGUGCUGCGCGUGCUGGCCUUCCUGCUCAAACUGGGCAACGUGCAGUUCGAGCCGCAGCACAACAUCGACGGCUCCAUCGGCACGCGCAUGCAGCGCGAGUACGAGCUGCGCGAGGCGUGCGCGCUGGUGGGCGUGGAGGCGGAGGCGCUGGCGAGCGCGCUGGGCGCCGCACCCGGUACGUAGCUCCCUGCUCUACGUCACGAGGCGGGCGCGGCGGGCGAGGGGGGCGGUGCCGGGGGCGCGGGGGGCGCGGCGGGCGCGACGGGCGACGAGCAGACGGACGCGGCGGCGGAGGGCGGCGCGGGGUGGGCGUGCGCGCUGCGGGACCGCGUGCUGUGCGCGGUGUACGCGCGCCUCUUCACGUGGCUCGUGACGGCCGUCAACGAGGCCAUAAAGCCGAGCGCGGCGGGCGCGCGCAGUUCGCUGAGCAUCCUGGACGUGUACGGGCUGGAGACGCUGGCGCACAACGGGCUGGAGCGGCUGCUCAUCAACUACGCGGCGGAGCGCGUGCAGGCGGCGGUGGGCGCGGCCGCUCUGCGACGCGAGCAGGAGGAGUACGUGCGCGAGGGUCUGCCGUGGACGCCGCUGCCGUGCGCCGAGCUGGAGUCGAGCGCGGAGCUGCUGGACGCGGGCCCGGAGAGCGUGCUGGGCGUGCUGCGCGAGUGCAGCGCGCGCGGGCUGAGCGACGGCUGCUUCCUGCAGCGGCUGCAGCGCCGCCGACACCCGCGCCUGCUGGUGCUGCCGCCCGACAGCUUCCAAGUGGUGCACUUCGGCGGGCCCGUGGUGUACAGCGCGCGCGGCAUCGUCCACAAGAACCGCGACACGCUCUGCCGGCGCAGCGCGGCCGUGCUGGCGGCGGCGCGCGAGCCGCUGCUGGCCGCGCUGUUCGCUGGCGGCGCUGCGGGCGCGGCCGGCGCGGCCCUCGCGGGCUCCCCGCGCCGGCCGUGCGCCAUGGCGUGCCGGCAGCGCGCGCUCGUGGCGGCGCUGGUGCGGCGGCUGCCGGCCUCGCCGCGCCUCGUGCGCUGUCUGCGCGCCGACGCCGCACUCCGGCCGCACCGCUUCGACGCUGCACUACUGAGACAUCAAAUCCGCACGCAAGGUAUAAUGGAGAUGGCGGCGCUGCGGCGCGCGGGCUGGUGCGAGUCUCAGUGUGCGCGCGCGCUGGUGUCGCGGUACGCGCCGCUGGCCGCCGACCCCGCCGCACCGCGCCGCGCCGCCGACCCCGUGCGGGCCGCGCGCCAUCUGCUGCGCGCCCUGCCCAUACCCAGCGCCGAGUUCGCGUACGGCCGCACGCGCGUCUUCAUCCGCAGCCCCCGCACGGUGUGGGAGCUGGAGGCGCUGCGGGCGGCGCGCGUGGCGCAGCUGGUGACGGCGGCGCAGCGGGCCUGGCGCCGGCACGCCGCACGCCGCCGCGCUCGCGCCCAGCGCGUCAUAGCACGCGCCUGGCGCACCUACAAGCAGAGGAAACGAGCACGCGCACAAUAUGUACACUCCCCGGCGGCGGCGCGGCUGGUGUGGCGCGCCUGGUGCGCGGCGGCGCGCAGACGCUACCUGUGCCGGCUGUGGGCGCAGCUGCCGGCGCGACACCGCAGCCCGGCGUGCGGCGCGUGGCCGCCGUGUCCGCAGCCGCGCCUGCUGGGCCGCGCGGACGGUCUGCUGCGCCGACUGCAUCACCGCUGGCGCUGCCGGCUGUACCGGCAGGCCUUCGACCAGACGGCGCGCAACCGCAUGCGCGAGAAGGUGACGGCGAGCGUGCUGUUCAAGGAGCGCAAGGCGACGUACGCGCGCAGCGUGGCGCACCCGUUCGUGGGCGACUACGUGCGACUGCGCGCGUCCGCGGCGUGGCGACGGGGCGCGGGGGCGGCGGGCGCGGACCGCUACGUGGUGUUCGCGGACGUGGUGGGGAAGGUGGCGCGGUCGAGCGGGCGCGUGGCGCGCUGCCUGGCCGUGCUGUCGACGGGCGCGCUGCUGCUGCUGGAGGCGCGCUCGCUGCGGCUGAAGCGGCGCGUGCCGGCGCACUGCGUGUACCGGCUCUCGCUGUCGCCGCACGCGGACGACCUGCUCGUGGUGCACGUGCGCGCGUGUGGGAGCGGGGCGGGGGGCGCGGGCGCGGCGGUGACGGGCGGGGCUCUCGACAGUUCCACGGAGGAGCUCUCUCAGUGUUCGUCGCGCGACGCUCUCGAGGCUCCCGGUUGCCUCUUUGGGGGCGAGGGCGCGUGGCGGCGGCGCGGCGACGUGGUGCUGCGCACGUGCCACGUGCUGGAGCUGGCCACCAAGCUGUUCCUGGUGGUGCAGAACGCGGUGGGCGCGCCGCCGCACGUCAACAUCGCCACAGAGUUUGAGGCGAAUUUUGGCCAACAAAUAGUAACGAUCUCGUUCCACGCGCUGGGCGGGGCCGGGGCCGGGGCGGGGGCCGGGUCCGGGGCCGGGGCCGGGGCCGGGGGCGAGGCGGGCGGCGUGCGGCUGCUGCGACGCGGCAGUCGCUUGGACGUGCUGCUGUGA
This is a messenger RNA of Papilio machaon (common yellow swallowtail), 3368 nucleotides long. RefSeq names its product unconventional myosin-Ia. Gene Ontology annotation, biological process: actin filament organization; vesicle transport along actin filament. The transcript has 21 exons. NCBI's taxonomy places the organism in Eukaryota, Metazoa, Arthropoda, Insecta, Lepidoptera, Papilionidae. The record is from RefSeq and is a predicted model, not a curated record. Gene Ontology annotation, molecular function: ATP binding; microfilament motor activity; actin filament binding. Gene Ontology annotation, cellular component: cytoplasm; microvillus; plasma membrane.